AUGUUGGACCCAAUCAAAUGCGAAAGCCAAAGAUGUCAGAGGAUUCCUAUGCUUGUUGAUAAAGUGAAAUUGGAGUACGCGAUCGGAGGAGAAUUCGUUGAUAUCAAGGAAGAGUACGUGGACUUUGGAGCUUGUGCUGGACAUUGUAAAGCUCCAGAUAGAUAUCUUGACUUUCAAACUGUCUCAAGUGGAUAUAAGAAAGCCUGCGUUCCAUCAAGAAAGAAAACGAUACGAGUAAGAAGCUUCAUUACCGACAAAAUCAUCAGUUUAAAGCUGUUAACGAGAGGCUGUAGCUGCGAAAAUGUACAUUUCUGUUAA
Molecule: messenger RNA, 318 nt
Organism: Oikopleura dioica
Lineage: Eukaryota; Metazoa; Chordata; Appendicularia; Copelata; Oikopleuridae
Source: the annotation of a GenBank genome assembly